Messenger RNA from Ilex paraguariensis (yerba mate), 387 nucleotides. The record is from the annotation of a GenBank genome assembly. Lineage: Eukaryota; Viridiplantae; Streptophyta; Magnoliopsida; Aquifoliales; Aquifoliaceae.
AUGGUGAAUUCUUCUUUGUCUCACUUUUGGGGAUGUGGUGGUCAAAAUGAGAACUCUCAGCGGCAUGCAGAAGAGCUUGAAGACAAAAAAUGCAAACAUGACCCAUCUUGCAAUAAUCUAGAAAUAGCUCAUGAUAUAACAGCUCGCUACAAGAUGAAAAGAAAAUCCCCAGAAACAAGGUUUGUCCAUGUGGCUCAAAGAAGAAAUACAAGUCUUGUUGUGGAUCAGCUGCGGGAAGAUCUGCUAGUAGAUUUGCAGUGUAUGCCUCAUGAAGACUCUCGCUUUGUUCGAAAAGAUAAAAAGCAAGGGAAGAAAGGUGGACCGGUUGCUGUGAAACCUCAAGGAUCUGAUGGAGGACUGCCUGAUGUGGGUGCACUUUGUAUUUGA